CCGCCUCCGCCUGAAGCUCCACUAUCUUUAGCCCGGCCGCGGAUUACGCUGCGCAGUGAGUGCGUGUGGGAUCAGACGGAGGACGGCAUCCCGGCGCUCGGCUUACUGCUGCACACUGUAACGUCGCGCUUUUAGCUCUCCCUCUGCUUCACUUGGACAAGCGCAAAAAAAUAAAUAAAUUAAAUAAUAAAUCUAAACAGAAACCGGCGACAGCGACAAAAUACGCGAAAGAAAAGUGAUGGGGGAGGAAUGACAACAACAGCCGUCGGUCCCCCCGCGUCAACCAGAAGACCUCCAGGAUGCUGCUGCUCUCCGGUCCGCGGUGCGGCCACCAGCGCGGGGCCUCGCUGCUGCUCGCCGCCGCGCUGCCUCCGCUGCUGCUGCUGCUGCUGUGUUACGUCCCUGUCGGCGCCAGCCUCCCAGCUCACAACAGGUGCCCUCAGCCGUUAGACUGUGCCCAGCUGAGACGCCACCACUGCCGGCCCGGCUCGUCUCACUGCGGCUCCUGCCUGUCCCCGUAUAGAGAGAACGACGACGGACGCUGCGUGCUGUCGAGGCGCCAUAAAAGUGGCAAAGUGACGACCUUCACUGAUCUGGACGAAGAAAUUGAUUUCCUUCACUCCAUCAUAGAAAAGCAGGAAGUGUCGAAGAUCAAAACAACAGGAAAUCAACCUGAGAAAACCGCUUCCAUUUCCUCCCAGAUGGAAAGCAGGACAGGGGCGUCCAGACAGAAAUCCCAGAACCAGGACCGGCUGUCGGGGGAAAUCCCGCGUAGCACCGCGGCAGCUCCGAUGCCCGCGGGCACCGCCCUCCCUCACAUGCCGACCACUCAGGAGAGUCUCACCGGAGCUGAUGGCCGAGCCGGUCCUUUAGUUGUGCCCCGACCCCAAAACGAUACCACCAUCGUCAUCAUAAUCUCACUGUGUGUCAUCGUGGGCACCGUGGCUGUGAUCUUGGCUUCUGUCUGUUAUGUCAAGCUGCGGACAGAAUCGCGCCUUGCAGAGAAGGUGGAUUACCCUGCUUUCAAAGGACCGAGCCUUCCUGCAACCACAGCUAACGGUUCUUCGGUGGGUGAUAAGAAUCUGGCUAAAAGCGCUCAGAUGUAUCACUAUCAGCACCAAAAGCAACAGAUGAUUUCAAUGGGAAACCCCAAACCUGAUCCAAAAAGCGCCGACACUGAGGUCACAUCCGACGAGGAGGAGGUGGCAGGAGGCUUCACGGUAUACGAGUGCCCCGGACUGGCCCCGACUGGUGAGAUGGAAGUGAAGAAUCCUCUAUUCGACGAUUCAACUCUAGACUACCAGGGGAACCCCAAGUGAACGUCCGAACACCUUGCAAACACUCAGACAUAUAUAAAUGAGAAAUGUCUCCGGAAGAAAGCUCCUGUUUUCUCUCUGCCUGCAUGGAAAUCGAGAAUGAUGUUGUGAAAAAUGAUUGUCUUCUCAUCUGCCUUCUAACAUAUUGGCCCCGCUAUGGCUUUUUAAUCGCUACAGAUGUGUAAUGGGAUCUCCUUACGUUAAUUUAUUUCUGACACUGUUGUAGAGAAACCCUGUCUUUUAAUUUAAUUGUUGUUGAUUUAAGUCUAAGUCAAGCUAGUGUUUGCGUUUUGUUCUGUUUAAGUGUUUGAUUCUGAGUUAAUGUCCCAGUUCUUUAAUUUUGCAGCUAUUUCCAAAGAAUAGAUACUAUAUACGUGUGUCUGUGUAUAUAUAUAUAUAUAUAUAUAUAUAUAUAUAUAUAUAUAUAUAUAUAUAUAUAUAUAUAUAUAUAUAUAUAUAUAUAUAUAUA
Fundulus heteroclitus (mummichog) is the source of this 1785-nucleotide messenger RNA. It is a transcript of the gene npdc1a, whose product is annotated as neural proliferation, differentiation and control, 1a. The record is from RefSeq and is a predicted model, not a curated record. NCBI's taxonomy places the organism in Eukaryota, Metazoa, Chordata, Actinopteri, Cyprinodontiformes, Fundulidae. Bases 300 to 1319 code for a protein of 339 amino acids. The transcript is spliced from 9 exons. Gene Ontology annotation, cellular component: membrane.